UAGUAUUAGUUAGGUAGCAUUAUUUAAUCGUUUAUAAAUUGAAGAAAAUGAAGAUCAGAAGAGCUGAGGUAGCAAGAUUAUACUCCGUAUUAAAUAAGAGGGAGGGAUGGAAUGGUGGGUUUCAAUGCCAAAACUGGAACUUCACGCUCACCUCAAUGGCUCCAUCAGAAACUCUACUCUUCUGGAGCUAGCCAGAGAACUGGGGGAGAAGGGCAUAAUUAUUUUCUCCGAUGCUGAAUGUGUUUUAUUGAAAAACGAUCGCUCAAUUUCUGAAUCCCUCAAAUUGUUCGAAUUGAUUCAUCUUCUCACCACAAACCACAAGACAAUCACCAGAAUUACCAAAGAGGUAGUCGAAGAUUUCGCCGCCGAGAACGUCGUGUAUUUGGAGCUGAGGACAACUCCCAAGAGGAAUGACUCGGAAGGGAUGAGUAAGAGGUCGUACAUGGAGGCUGUUCUGGAGGGUUUGAGGUCUGUCAGUACUGUUGAAACUGACAUUUUUCGUGGGUCAGAUGUAGAAGGAAGUCAUGGGAAUGGCCAUUCACAAAGAAAGAAGAUUUAUGUUAGACUUCUUCUCAGCAUAGACCGGCGCGAAACCAGAGAAGCUGCCAUGGAAACUGUCCAGCUUGCUAUGGAAAUGAGGCAUUUAGGGGUCGUGGGAGUCGACCUUUGUGGCAAUCCCAUGAUUGGUGAAUGGACAACUUUUUGGCCUGUGCUGGAGUUUGCAAGAGAACAGGGACUCUUAGUCACCCUUCACUGUGGAGAGGUGCCAAACAUGGAGGAAAUCAAUGCAAUGCUAGAUUUCCUACCUGCAAGAAUUGGCCAUGCUUGUUGCCUUAAACAAGAGGAAUGGAAAAAAUUGAAGUCCUACAAGAUCCCGGUUGAGAUUUGUUUGACGUCCAACAUCAGAACCGAAACCAUCUCUUCGUUGGACAUUCACCAUUUUGCUGAUUUGUACAAUUGUAAGCACCCGAUUGUGUUGUGCACUGACGACUCGGGUGUUUUCUCUACCACCUCGUCUCGGGAAUACGCCAUUGCCUCUUCUGCAUUCGGCAUAGAAAAGAGAGAAAUGUUUGAGCUGGCAAGGAAUGCCAUUGGUUUCAUCUUUGCUGGUGAUGGAGUCAAACUUGAGUUGGAGCAAAUCUUUGAUUUGGCUGCUGAAAGGCUACAAUUCUGAAGGAAGAAAAGAAGGGGUUUUAU
Molecule: messenger RNA, 1197 nt
Organism: Cuscuta campestris
Lineage: Eukaryota; Viridiplantae; Streptophyta; Magnoliopsida; Solanales; Convolvulaceae
Source: the annotation of a GenBank genome assembly